Messenger RNA from Scleropages formosus (Asian bonytongue), 2956 nucleotides. RefSeq names its product transmembrane O-mannosyltransferase targeting cadherins 4 (gene tmtc4). Gene Ontology annotation, molecular function: protein binding; mannosyltransferase activity. Gene Ontology annotation, cellular component: endoplasmic reticulum. Lineage: Eukaryota; Metazoa; Chordata; Actinopteri; Osteoglossiformes; Osteoglossidae. Gene Ontology annotation, biological process: endoplasmic reticulum unfolded protein response; protein O-linked glycosylation via mannose. The transcript is spliced from 19 exons. The record is from RefSeq and is a predicted model, not a curated record. Bases 186 to 2384 code for a protein of 732 amino acids.
CUGCGUCGGGAGAGGGGAGUCGGCGGAACGUGUGGCUGAGAGCGUGAGUUAGCCCGGGCGCCGGCGGUGCGGUGCGGUUGCACGGUGGGGAGGCCACAGCCAUUCAGCUCGCCGCGUCCCCUCUACUGCGGUAAAAUGACGAGAUAGCAGACUGCAAAGCAGAAUGUGCAAACGCGCUGAGCAUCAUGGCACUCUCUGAUGUCAGAUGGGACCAGCAAGUACCUUUGCCAAAGCUGUCUUCGUGUCAGUCGAGGAUUGUCGUCGGAUUGGCAGCUGUCCUGUGUUUCGCCAAUAGUUACGAUGGAGAGUUUGUCUUUGAUGAUUCUGAAGCUAUUAUCAACAACAAGGACUUAAAGCCAGAAACCCCUUUGAACAACAUCUGGAGAAAUGACUUCUGGGGAAGUAACCUAAGCAGUAACACUAGCCACAAGUCCUACCGGCCACUCACAGUUUUGACAUUCAGAUUGAACUACUUUUUGGCUGAUGGACUGCACCCCGUGGGCUUCCAUGUACUUAACAUUGCCCUUCACAGCAUUGUAUCUGUAUUAAUGAUUGAUGUGUUUACAAUAUUGAUCGGAGGCUCUGUCAGCCAAGUCUCAAAAGCUGCUUUCCUUGCCGCGCUCUUCUUUGCCGUCCACCCAGUUCACACAGAGAGUGUGGCAGGGAUUGUGGGUAGGGCAGACCUCCUAUGUGCCCUGUUCUUCCAGCUGUCUUUUUUGACAUACUGCAAAGCUUUUCGAAAGGGCAAACAUAAAGAAGACACAUUUUCUGUGAUAUGGAUUGUUGCAAGCCUCGUUCUGUGUGCUGUAGCCAUGCUCUGCAAGGAACAAGGGAUCACAGUUCUGGGGGUAAAUGCUGCCUUCGAUGUUAUCAUUAUUUGUAACAUAAAGAUCUAUGAACUGAGCCAGAGGAUACUGUUCAAAGGAAAAUUAAUAGAGGCCAAUGAACUGUUCAGACGGGGACUUCCCACACGAGCAGUUCUUCUCACCUGUGGUGGAACCCUUCUAUUGUAUAUGCGAUGGAAGAUCAUGGGAACUGGCCCACCUGCCUUCACAGAAGUGGACAAUCCAGCAUCUUUUGCAGAAAACACAUUUAUUAGAGCUGUAAACUAUAACUACUACUACUCCCUGAACGCCUGGCUGCUACUGUGUCCCUGGUGGCUGUGUUUCGACUGGUCCAUGGGCUGUGUCCCCCUAAUCGAGUCGCUUCUUGACUGGAGAAUUAUAUGGGUGCUGCUGCUGUGGAUCUGCUUGGCGCUCCUGAUGGGCCAAGCUCUGUGUUCGCAGGACUCUAACAAGAGGAGGAAUUUGACUUUUGGACUGGUGCUGCUGGUGGUCCCCUUCCUCCCUGCCAGCAACCUCUUUUUCCGAGUGGGCUUUGUGAUUGCAGAGAGGGUCCUGUACUUGUCUACUGCAGGCUACUGCCUAAUCCUCACCUAUGCCUUGAGCCGUUUUUGCUUCCUGUGGAGGAACUACAAGAUGCUGCUGCGCGCAGCCCUGUUGGGACUGAUCUGUGUGAAUAUGGCUCGCUGUGCUUUCCGCAGCCAGCAAUGGAGAUCAGAGCAGAACCUCUUCACAAGCGCCCUCUCCAUCUGUCCACUCAACGCCAAGGUUCAUUACAAUGUUGGGAAAAACCUAGCAGAUAGAGGCAAUCAGAGUGCUGCUGUCAGAUACUACAGGGAAGCUGUGAGGCUACAUCCAAAGUACGUCCAUGCUAUGAACAACCUGGGAAACAUAUUAAAAGAAAAGAAUGAGCUGCUGGAAGCUGAGCAACUGCUUUCUAAAGCAGUUCACAUCCAGCCUGACUUCGCUGCUGCAUGGAUGAAUCUGGGAAUAGUGCAAAACAGUUUGAAAAAAUUUGAAGAUGCUGAGCAAAGCUACUGGAAUGCGAUCAGAUUCAGGAAAAAGUAUCCUGAUUGCUACUACAAUCUUGGACGACUUUACGCAGACCUGGACCGACACCUUGAUGCCUUGAAUGCGUGGAGGAACGCCACAAUGCUAAAGCCAGACCACAGUCUGGCCUGGAACAAUAUGGUCAUCCUGCUAGAUAAUACAGGCAACCUGGCUCAAGCUGAGAUGAUUGCCAAAGAGGCCUUGAAAGUACUUCCUAAUGACCACACCAUUAUGUUUUCUUUAGCUAAUGUGCUUGGCAAACAGCAAAAGUACAAGGAAUCUGAAGGUUUCUUCCUGAACGCACUGAAAAUCAACCCCAAUGCUGCCAGCUGCCACGGUAAUCUUGCGGUUCUUUACCAUCGCUGGGGAAAGCUGGAGCUGGCUAAGAAACAUUAUGAGCUCUCCUUACAGCUAGACCCCAAUGCACCAGGGACCAAGGACAACUUCAACAUGCUGAAACGCAAACUGGAGCAGGCACACAAAAACAACUGAAAGUUUUGGAGCAGACAUUAUAAUUUAACAUUUCUGUUGGAAUUCACAGCUGAAGAAAUAAAAAGUUAAAAUAGAGCUUGGCCCUGCUUCAUGUUACCGUAGUGUGCAAUCAUCCUAUGCAGAUCAAACCAUUUCCAGUACUGGAGCCCACCAGAAGCUUUGUAACUUGAAAGUUGAUAAAUUUAGAAUUUACUACUACAGACUUAUAGUUUUGUGUUUGCAAUAGUGCAACAAAUUGUGCCAAAACUCUGUAUACAAUUGUACUUUUCCUAGGGAUUGCAUGAAAUGGUGCCCAAAAACAGUAAUUAAUAAUUUAUGAACUGUAGUUUUAAGCAAUAAGAAGCAGAGAGGGCAGUUGCUAAGCCUGGGUUUCAGUAGGUAUACUUGCAAUGCAGCAAGUGUGAGAUGACUUCUUCACAGUACUUUUGUAAACAAUCGUAUUACCUCAGGAGAAAAGCUGGCUUUUGCAUUUCAUUUACCUGUAGGUGGGUCAGUGGUAUCCCAUUAAUGUAUAGUAAAAUACUCUGUCUCCUACAUUUCUUAAUUUAUUAACAAAGAUGAAAUAUUCAGUC